UAUCAGAUCCAUAUGCAUGAAGCAGCCAUGCAAAUCCAGAAGUUUUCCUGAAUUUCACGGGGAAUUCUCUCAACUUAAACCCCUGUUUUUUUUUCGACUCAGCCGACAAGCGGGAAAUUCGCCUCUGCUCGGGAAAAUCGAGGGGGAAGACGCCUGGAUUUGGUUUUGGCGAGCAGCCCCUGGGUCAGUUUCAUGUGGCGCGUCAAUUCCUUGUCAAUUUCCUGCACGCUGGUAAUUCCUAGUCAGUCCCGUGCACUUCCUCGUUAAUGAUGACUAUGACCGCGAUGGCUGACGGGCUGCUAGCACCAGACUCAUCUAAGUCGGCCUUUCUGGAGUUUGGUCAUCCCGCUCAGCAGUCAUCCCCUGGCAUGUCUCAUGGACACUACCCGGUGCACGGCCUGCACUCCAGCGGACACUCCCAACACGAUGGCUCUUACUCCGGCGCCUCUUCCUACGGCAGGUCGCUGGGUUAUCCGUACCCGAGCUCAGUUAGCAACCACGCACCCAAUCCGUACAUGCCCUAUCAGAACAGCAGCACUUUGGGGCACACCAGGUUAGAAGACACAGAGCACGAGAAAUCGACUGUAAUCGAAAAUGGGGAAAUACGAUUGAAUGGCAAAGGGAAAAAAAUCCGAAAGCCAAGGACCAUUUACUCGAGUCUUCAACUGCAAGCUCUGAAUCACCGCUUCCAACAGACACAGUAUUUGGCGCUGCCAGAGAGAGCAGAGUUAGCAGCUUCUCUGGGACUCACACAGACACAGGUGAAAAUCUGGUUCCAGAAUAAGCGCUCCAAAUACAAGAAAUUGAUGAAACACAGUUCCAAUGUGCAAGAAGGCGACCACCUACCCACCUCUGCUGCUUUGUCUCCGUGUUCGCCCAAUAUCCCACCAGUCUGGGACGUUCCCAUGCCAAAUAAGGGCUCCACUAUGCCGCCGAACAGCUACAUUAACAGUUUUGGGUCAUGGUACCCACCGCCCCACCAGGACACCAUGCCAAGACCCCAAAUGAUGUGAUUAACCCAGAGUACAAUCAUUCCCACAAACUUCUUAAAAACACUCAAAACAAUCUGUCACAUGAUUUCAAAUAGUCUUAUGGACGAGAAAAGGCGACUGAAUCCAGAUAACAAUGACAAUAUGCUUUCAGUCGUAUCUAAACAGGUUUGUUCCAGAAAUACAAUGGGUAUAUAGAGUCAAACUCCUCUAACGAGUGCAACACAAAUUUGUACGAUGUUUGUAAUUCUAUUGGAGUAGUUUGAUGUAUCUAUAAUCUACGUUGUGAAUUACAAAAAAAACCCCGAUUUUAUACCUGUUCUACUAAACUCAAUUUUAGUGUUUUAAAACUUUUUUUUAAACUCCAGGAUGCAAAUCCUUCUUAGUUGGGCAAAGUGCAUAGGCUGUAUUUCAGGCAUUUACCGAUAAAUUAUCCAUUCUCUUCUUUGGGCUCUUACCAUAUCAGUUUUUUGUGUACUUUUUAUUUAAUUACCGUAAUUCAAACUUGAAGCAUGAAAGUGUCAUUUGCCAUAUAUAGCUUCAGUCAGAUAGAGCUGCAAACACCUGGUUAAUUGGAGAGUAUGCGGCUGGAAUAUUCAGGUUUUCUCUUUUUAAAAAAAAUCUGUUUAGUAUGAAGUGAAUUUGGUAAAUGCAAGUACAUACAAUCACAAAACCGUUUAUAAUCGGAAUGAUUCAGCAAGUAUGGGAAUUCACAAUGGAUUAUACGGUAUUGCUAAAAAAAAAAGUGCCGGUUUUGAUUGUUGAUCAGAAAUUCCCUUGAAUUUCUGGGAAAAAAAAAUCAAUACCUCAAACGUUAGCCAUUUAAGAUUCUACAAGAAAUAUUCUAUCUUUCUGGCAUUUCCUUUUCUUUUCUUUAAAGACAGUAUCCGUUUGAUUUGCACUGUAAGUAAUUGAACCGGGCUAGUUUAAACUUCCAUUUCCAUUGAGAUCUCCAAUUUGUAGAACUGCUCUGGGCAGUAGUUCAGCCUGCGGUGCCAUGUUCAAAUCUUUCAAGGGUUAAAAUUAACUGGAGGCGGAAGUCUCUAGGAUGGGUCGUUCUCAUCGUUUGCAACAGGGUUCUCAACAGGGUGCACUCUGUGCCCACCCCUCUAGUUUCUCAAGAAUAAACAAUACUGUUCACAAUGAACGUGGCAUGAUGCAAGAGAUGAGGAAGAAUGUGUUUUUUUAAAAUUUGAAAUACAGCCUAUGUUGUGAAAUAAAGGGUUAUGCUUAUCUCUCCCAAGCAAUAUGAAGGUAAACGAUUUCUUGGAGAAAAGAGAGCGAGGGAACAUUACGUGUGUAUAUAUUGUUAAAUUAGUUGUAAAUAGUGCAUAUGUAUUAUGUCUCAUUAUUCUAAGACCCGUGUCAUCGCGUUCAAUCGACCCAAUUCGAACAAAUAUGGCUACUCAAUUUAAUAGUACGUUUCUCAGGAUUAUAGAAACCGAAGUGUGUUAGCAUUUUUUUUAAAAAAGCAAUGCCGACUUAACUGUGGAUUUAACUGUAAUUAUGUGUAAAGGAAAGGCACAAGGUUUGCAUGUAAUUGAUCAAACUAUUCCAUUCAUUGCACCUCCCAUCACAGUUUCUCGCUUCAAUUUCCUUUGGGGUCAAACAUAAAGACGAACCUCAACAGAAUUUAAAAAUAUAUAAAUAUAUAAAAUGUAUGCGGUCAUGUUAAAAAGUGCAGGAAACGUGGCUUUUUUUUGCAUGACCACAUUUUGGAUUCGCCAAGAACUGGUGCAUUUCUGGAAAUGUUAUUUGUCUUCAUGAUUAAAAAAACCUGAACUUUUAAAAUUAAGCUGUGGUUUCCAGUGUGGUCACCGAGCGCCCUGCCUUUGUAUUUCUCACAAGCGACACAGGCGACAUAUUGUGGAAAAUUUGGUUUGAUGGAGAAAUUAAUCGCAAUUGGUCU
Molecule: messenger RNA, 2898 nt
Organism: Rhincodon typus (whale shark)
Lineage: Eukaryota; Metazoa; Chordata; Chondrichthyes; Orectolobiformes; Rhincodontidae
Product: homeobox protein DLX-6-like
Exons: 3
Coding region: 267-1013 (248 amino acids)
Biological process (GO): cell differentiation; negative regulation of transcription by RNA polymerase II; embryo development
Molecular function (GO): DNA-binding transcription factor activity, RNA polymerase II-specific; RNA polymerase II cis-regulatory region sequence-specific DNA binding
Source: RefSeq, a predicted model, not a curated record